Molecule: messenger RNA, 981 nt
Organism: Tetrahymena thermophila SB210
Lineage: Eukaryota; Ciliophora; Oligohymenophorea; Hymenostomatida; Tetrahymenidae
Exons: 1
Source: RefSeq, a predicted model, not a curated record
AUGAUAGCAUUUUAAAAAAUUUAAAAGUAAAAGUAGCUGAAAAGAAAUUCAGUAGAUAAUACUUUGAAACAAAAAUAACCAAGCUCUAUAGUCCUUGAAGGCUCUAACUAUAGAUAUAAAAGUAAGGAUGCUUUUCUUGAAGAAAAAACAUUAUAAGAUUAAAAAACCAUAGCCAAUAAUUUAUCACAAGAAAAAAUAAAGUCAACUAAAAACCAGCACAAAAACCAUAAAUUUGAGGAAAUGAAAGUCCUUAAUCUUGAGAAGGUUUAAUAACAAAAUUAAAAAUAAUUCGCAGAAGAAGAUUCUAACAGUUUAAGAAAGAACUAAAAAAAUAUAAUUUGGAAAGAUUUACUAAAUCUUUCUUUGAAUAUAAAUGGAAAUGAAUCAAGUAGAAUAUAAAAUAGAAUAAAAACUCCUUAAUGGAGAGUAACUCGUUUUCAUGGUUUUUAAACUUUUAAUAAAUCUUUAGAACAAUAUAAUGAUUAACAUCUUAAUUUAUCCAUAAAUAGCAUAAAUUAAGGUAAUGGUUUUUAAAAAUAAAGUUUAUCGCCUUCACCUGAAUUGGAUAAUAAUACCUAAUUGCAUUCAUAGCAUCAAAAUAAAUCUAAUAAUGAAAAUUUGAUAUUUGUAAGAAGAAUAUAGACACCAAAUAAAUUCUUGAAACCUUAAUUAAAAUCACCUAAUAAAUAUAAUAAAGAUAAACAGGAAGUGAUUAUAUUUUAAAAUGAAAUUCUAUAAAAAAAUACCUUUUUACUAUAAAAUUAAGAUUUGUCUAAAUCUUAUCUUCCUUAGAUUAAAAUUGAUAAAUAAAAACGAGAAUUGAGGUAGAAAGAAAUAUAAGAUAAAAUGAGAUAAUAUUUUGUAAAAAAUUAGAUAAAAUUAAAGCAAGAAAACGAUAGCUUUAUCUACGAUAAAUAUACAAUUAGAGGAUUAAGUGUUACUCCUUAGUAAAAAUAAUAAAGUUUAGCAAAUUAGUUUUGA